Molecule: messenger RNA, 4952 nt
Organism: Solea solea (common sole)
Lineage: Eukaryota; Metazoa; Chordata; Actinopteri; Pleuronectiformes; Soleidae
Gene: cbfb
Product: core-binding factor subunit beta
Exons: 7
Coding region: 394-918 (174 amino acids)
Biological process (GO): regulation of transcription by RNA polymerase II
Cellular component (GO): nucleus; core-binding factor complex
Molecular function (GO): sequence-specific DNA binding; transcription coactivator activity
Source: RefSeq, a predicted model, not a curated record
UCGCAGCGGGUCAUUUAAUAAGAGCCAUUUGGAGCCAGAGGCGACCCGGAGCGCGCAGGAGCCGCAGCAGCAGCAGCAGCAGCAGAUCAUCAUAAUAAGAGCAGCAGUCAUAAUCACAGAGGCCAACAGCAGCACAUUACUCCACACAGGGAAGAACAACACACACACACACACACACACACACUCAGAGAGAGAGAGAGAGAGAGAGAGGGAGAGACACGGAAGAGAGAGAGGCUGAGUGAGUGACGAACGGACGGCAAAGAAACACACUCACACGCACACGCAGUGUCACUUCUUCACUGUGUUGGAUAAAUUCAAAAACACCCACAGAAAGCAAAUCAAAAAAUAAAAGGGAGCGGAACCCGAAGAGGAAGGAAGCCGAGCUUGGUGAAGAUGCCGCGGGUAGUUCCGGACCAGAGGAGCAAGUUUGAGAAUGAGGAGUUUUUCCGCAAGUUGAGCAGGGAGUGUGAGAUUAAAUACACUGGCUUCAGAGACCGGCCCCAUGAGGAGAGACAAGCUCGCUUCCAGAACGCCUGCAGGGACGGACGCUCAGAAGUAGCCUUCGUAGCGACGGGUACCAACCUCUCACUGCAGUUCUUUCCAGCCAACCUGCACGGAGACCAGCGGCAAGUUCCUACAAGGGAAUAUGUUGACUUUGAACGAGAGACAGGAAAGGUCUAUUUACGAGCUCCUAUGAUAUUGAAUGGGGUGUGUGUGAUCUGGAGAGGCUGGCUCGACCUGCACAGGCUGGAUGGGAUGGGAUACCUGGAGUAUGAUGAUGAAAGGGCUCAGCAUGAGGACGCUCUGGCCCAGGCGGCGUUUGAAGAGGCUCGACGCAGAAACAGAGACUUUGAAGACAGAGACCGAUCACACAGAGAGGAUCUGGAGGACCCUGUGGUUUCUAAAAUCUGGGACUGAUGACACACAGACAGACAACCAGCAGAAAAGAACAGGUCCAGACGACAGCAGGACCCCAGCCCUGGCUCAAACAUGGCCAACGCUGAUGUAGAGCACAAGAUGCGCUGAGGAGGAGGACGAGGAGGAGGAGGAGGAGGAGGAGGAGGAGAAGGAGGAGGACAAUAGUGAUGAUGAUGAGGAGGAGGAGGAAGUAGUGGAAGGAGGAAGAGGAGGAAACCAGGGCUGGCAGUCCAUUCACUUUCAAUACAAUCAAUUGAAAAAGCAAAGUCAAGAGAAAGUGCAGUUGUAGACCAAUUGUUCCUCAUUGUUUUCUAACAGGUUUGACAUGAUAACCUUCACACGCCAAAGCUUUCCUUUCAAUAUCUGAAUGUAGAAGACAUUAAACGUCCUGAUUGAUUGAUUGUAUUGAUAGUGAAUUCAAAGAGUUAAGGCCACAACAGACCUGGGCAAAAAGUAUCUGAAUAUAUUUUAAUACAGAGGAAGGAACGUGAGCGGUCGUCGUCGUAAAAUGUGACACAUCUAGACAUGAAGUUGUCCUCAAGUCAGGCGAGCAUUUCAGACACACACAGGCAAUUUUAAGAUGUUAUUUUUUGUCCAGGUCUAAAAUUAUUUUAAGGGUGUGUGUGUGUGGGGGGGGGUGACUUUCAAGUACCAAAGGUAUAUUUUCUAUUAAUACAAGAUAUUGAAAAUAGAGAGAGAGGAAUCUCAUGGGGGUAGAGGGGUCAUUAGCGGGAGGAGGCGGAGGGGAGACAGAGGCUUUAUUUGGCUCAGGGUCAUGAUCGGGGCAUAUCGGUGAGGAUUACAUGUCGUGCAUUCACGUCAAACCUGAGGUGUUGACAAAAACAAUUCUGCGUUGCACAACACCUCAGAUUUGUUAAGAUGCCCUCGUUAACCCUCACCGUACCCAGCUCACUUCCUGAAACCUGCUGUUUUCUGAGACCAAAGUUCGCUUUGCUGGAAAGAGGGAAGGAGGGAGGAAGGAAGGGGAGAGGGGAUUAUAGAGGAAGAGGCUUAUGUUGAAAUUUUUUUUUCUUUUUUUAAACGAAGGCAAAUCGGAGAAAAGCAUCCAAAGAGAAGUUGGUACGGUUACAAAGUGUUUGUUGUACAAUAAUUUGAAUUAUUCCUCUAACCGUCAUUAUGCUGAGAAACUCACAACAACAACAACAACAGAACUGAAGGUUUUGUCUCAACAACCUCGAGGCAGGAUGGUCGACAAAGAAAACUGCUGCAAGCUCCACUUUCUUUGGCUCUGGAAGAAAAAUGUUGAAACGAUGAGGUGGUUGUGUUUUUUUUGUUUUUUUAUAGGGAGGAGUUUUGCGGGCGGGUUCAAUCAAACGUCCUUUGUCUUCCAAGGGGUUUUGCACUAUGAAAUACAAUCAGUCUUGUUCCUCAGUGGGGAUUCUCUGGACAUGCAUGUUAAACCAAACACAGUUGGAACUGUGUUCUCUGUUUGUUCCCUGUGCAGUCUAUUUAUCGUCAGAGCACUCUGUGCACAGCUUUGAUCAGGAAUAAGUGGGUGAUUCAAAGCUCUCUCUUUAGGUGUGUCCUUGCAAACAGCAGCACGUUCAAGGCAUCUGUGUCCUCCUGUAAGUCAGUCUGUGCGCACAUUUGCCCAAAAUCUCACAUUUGUUAUAACAUGAUACUGCUGUACUAUGAAACCACAUAAUUACAAACUGGUGUGAUUUUGAAUUUUUGAGGAAAGUGAAGGAGAAUGACGUUCUCCACGGCCUCAGAAAAUUUUUCAAAAGUCAAAUAAGAAAAAGAAUGAGUAUAUUUUUCCUCAUUUGCAGAUGGAUUUCUACCAGAAGUGAUAGAUAGCAAACUAUUGAAACGCUCAAAUCUACACUAUAAACAAUAAAAAUGCUAAAUAAUCUCAGAUCUAGUCUAUGCCAGUAAAUAUUAAGUUUAUUUAUACACUCCCUAUAUUGAUCCAUCAAUCACCCACAGAUUCCUCAUCACUGAAGGACUGGAAAAGCCUGCAGUCUACAUUAUUCCCUCUCCUGUUACAGCACUAGUGUAAUGAAAUGGUAUGUUUUCUUAUCUGAACUUUUUUUUUUGCAUGUGUGAAAGUCAUGAUGUUUACUUUUUAUAUUACUACUAUUUCUGUGUAUGUACUCAUUUUCGUCCACUUUCAGCUUUUGUUAUGAGCUAGUAGUAUCAGUAGCAGUAGCCCUAUGUUAUGUCAAGUUGAAAAGUGUCUCGAGAUGCCUCCCUCUGUGGGGUUUUGAGGACUUAUGUAAAUUGUAGUUUUCUCAUGCGUUUCCUUUUUAUUCAUGUUCUUUUUUUUAUUGUUUUUGUUUUGUUAAGAUUCUUCUCAAGGAAAUCCACUUCCUGGGUUAAAUACAUUGAAUGUGGAUUGACUCAAGCCCUGUUAUUAGGCAACAGAAAUGUUUUUACAUAUAUAUAUAUUGUGCAAGAAGAAGCUUGUUUCGUUUUCUAGUGUGUUUUACCUUGACAGCAUUCAACGGUUUUAUGAUCAUUACUGUAACCAAGAAAAACUUGUCGAUAUGACGUGUUCAGAAGAUUAGGCUUUACAUAAACGAAAAUAAUUUUUUGUACACUGUUCCGUGUGUUUGUAACUAUUUACAAUUCUUGGUGUUUUUGCUUAAAGUAACCAUUUGUGAAGAUUGAAAAACCACAUGAUGAUAGGACCACAAGUUGACCAUCUAUGUAGAGGUUAUAUCAGAGGUUAGAAUACAAAAGACCUGACGGGAACUGAUUGAACUUUAAAGCUAAAUCAAAUUUUUAAAAAUUCAGAUUUCUGCAACCCUAUUAAAGUUAUAUAAACUAUUAAGAAGACCAAAUCAUGGUUUUUUGGGCAUUUUCUGUGAAAUAAUACAGAAUUUUCAUCUUGUUAUUUGGAAACAACAAUUUGAUAUCUUAAGGUCAGGAAAUGACCUUUCCCAACAGAAAUCUCAUUGUAUAUCUAUUCCACAGAGAUUUGAAAGUGGAUUUUUGUCAUCUGGGCUCAGGUUGGUGUUGUUAAGUUGAAAAGUCCAGCAGAUGAGGAGCGAUGUGGCUUUGUUGACUGUAAAUAUUAAAGUAAUGUGUCAGAAGAAGGCAUGACAACAUGUGGGAGAAUUGUGGCUGUGUCAAAGUCAAGAUAAGUGGAGACUGACAGAGGAUUGGAUAUGAACAAUUACAGUUAGAAGCAAGAUGCAGGUAGCACGGUUUGGGGAUGGCUUUGGUAAGUUAUGAGUGAAGAUCCUAUAUUUAGACAAUGGGCUCAGCUGUUUACCUGCCACACUGCGAUGAAACACCAAUUUAACAUUAAUAUUACAAGCCAUAGGUGGUCUCAUUAAAUCAGAAGAUGCAAAAUAGUCUUUGACAGUGUAAAUAAAUAAAUAUAAUAAACACGUUUCAGCUUGUGGUCUCCGUCAGACUUGUGGAGGACCCAUAGAAGGCAAGCCGAAACAUGUUCAUCUGACAAUAGAGGUUUUCUUUGAGAAGAAGUAUGAAUGUUGCAGCAGUGUUGAACUUUCCUCACACUGUGAAGAGGUGCCAUAGUUCCCAGGUCUUAUGAACUUUACUACACUUAAUCCAACAUGAAGAUAAAUAGUUUCAAACACAUCAUCAUUUUAAGCAACAUAAGCAAGUAUAUAUAUGGUUAUCCUAAGAAAGUGAUUACAAUGUCCACUUUAUCCCCACCACACAAGCCAUCAUUAUUUCAUAAUUUUGAUGAUUAGAUGUAAAACACUUAGUUGACUCCCAAUCGUCCAGUUUUCUUAAUGCAGGCAUUAAGGCAAAACAUAAACAAACACUUUUCUUUCUUUUCUUACUUGUUCUUUUUAACUUAACUGUUUAUCUUUUAAUAUGUGUAAGUUAUUUAUACUUUUGUUUAAUAGUCAGAGAUCCAAAGAGCUCUGUGAUAUCUAAUGGCUUGUACACACCCUUUCAGUUUCUCUUCUCUGUGUGUGCGCAGUCUGUCUUGUCCUCUGUUUUAAGGUUGUGCUUGUCAUCUCAGAGGGAUCUAAAACAUGAGAUAUUCAAUUCAAAGUGUUGGAUGUUUUUCAUAAUAAACAUGUAUGAAUCAA